Messenger RNA from Perkinsus marinus ATCC 50983, 2151 nucleotides. Its product is annotated as potassium channel, putative. Gene Ontology annotation, molecular function: calcium ion binding; voltage-gated potassium channel activity. The transcript is spliced from 22 exons. Gene Ontology annotation, biological process: potassium ion transmembrane transport. The coding region runs from base 1 to 2151 and encodes 716 amino acids. Lineage: Eukaryota; Perkinsozoa; Perkinsida; Perkinsidae. The record is from RefSeq and is a predicted model, not a curated record.
AUGUCUCAAUCAGCUCCUCUAGAAGUGAAGCUCGACACACUGCGAGGGAAGGCAUACGCCUCGCGGAAUGCUAAUGAUUACAGUGCUCAUUCCGGUAGCGGCCUUUGGAUGUGCGGCGAUCGACCUCUCGUUGACUGGCAGUUGACACUACGGCAGACCAGGGAUCGAACCUGGGACCUCUCGGUGCCGGAGGAGAGCCUUCAUAUUGAUGAGCAAUAUAAGGAUUGCAAAUACGGCAACAUAGCUGACUGUUGGUCGAUGGUCGGCAGUGUGGCGGCCAACAGGUUCACCCCUAAGGACUCAAGCCCUUGCUGGCGACGGUAUCAUCAGCGAUCGGCUGUUAGCUUUGAUCGUAUAAAAGAGAACAGUAUUCGGGAGGACCGAAAUGACGGGCGGCAGGAGACGACCCCCAUUGACCGGGUGCCGGACAGGCGGUCGGGCGCACUGCCGAUACGCCAUCUUAGAGAGGACCUUCCUUACGACUCAACACGGUAUCCCGGCUGUGAAGGGACGGUGCUGCAGAAUUGGAGGCAUCUUGUCCAUCCUGGCAAGACUCGCACUAUGCUGCGGCAUGAGACUACUUUACGAGAUGGGCCUUCUAGUGAGGAGGGCGCCGCUGAGGAGAAGAGGGCUUCUAGGAGGUUACAGAGGCUGCAGGGGCUUACCCUACCUAUCAAGUCUAGUGAGGCGGUGCCGGCCUUGGACUGUAACCAGAAGGGGUGCUUAGGUGCUCGCCACAUGGUGUAUGCCCAUCUAGAGGAGCCCUCCUUGCACUGGAUAACCCUCAAUGUCUACCGCCUGUACAACAUCCUUAUUGUCAUCAGCGUUAUAACUUCGGUGCUGGUCACUUUACCUGUUCCCGAUACGUUGGCCUACGACACUCGGGAUGGCUUGGAGGUUGCCGAGACAGUCUUCAACGUUAUCUUCCUCUUGGAGAUAGUGACCCCUCCGGAGCUCCAGAAGCGCUCCCAGGAUUGGAUCUCACAUGUGGAACUCAAUCCUGGGAGCACUAUUGAAAUUCAGAAAGAAUAUAUGCCGGCUAUGCGAAUGCUGAAACUGACGCGUUACAGCACUGGCUGGCGACUUCUGGUCAUCAGCCUGUCCCUCAGCAUGGACGCUCUCAGGGUGCCCAUGCUGAUGUUGAUAUUCCUGGUAACAUGGUUUGCCUCGAUCAUAUACUGGGUGGAGGACGUUACCUUGCCCGACACAGCCCGGCCUGCUGCUGCCUUCGCCUCUCUGCCUCAUGCCAUGUGGUUUUCUAUAGUCACCAUCAGCACUGUGGGAUAUGGUGAUACGGCUCCGGCAACUGAUGGAGGCCGGGCCAUCUCAGCCUUGCUCAUCAUAGUCGGCGCGUCCUAUAUGGCCCUGCCGUUGAACAUCGUCGGGGGACCUGGUGAUGGCAUACGGGUUAGCGACAAGCUCCUCAUCAUUGACAAGAUCCAGCAGAGGCUCUCAAGAAGGCGAAUAACGCGAGAUCGACUUUACGAGGUAUUCGCGACUAUGGACGAGGAUGGUUCGGGUGUCAUUGACAUUACUGAGUUCGAGCACAUGCUGAAUCGCCACUUCAGGCUGGGCAUGCCGACUCACAGCAUUCUGCGUCUCUUCCGUACUAUUGACGCUGAUGGUGAAGGGAAGAUUUCAUUUGAUGAGUUUUGCAGCUGCCUGUUUCCCGAGCUGGUCAAUCCUGAGAUGUCCUUCCCAACUAGAGCGUCGGUUUUCCGCAAUCGCCGAGCAUCUUAUGCCAGCAGUGGAAGAGCCUCUGUGAUGCGGGUGGUUCCUGAUAAUGAUUUCGACCCGCUAGAAGCCGAGAUAGAGGCAUCGAAAGCUGGUGCGGCUAGGGUCGGUUCUUCUGAAGGGCAGUACUUGAGGGAACUGGAAGAUACCAAGGCGGCGGAGACAGCUCACUAUGCGGCUGUCCUUGAUCGGCUUAGCCGUUUCGAGCGAGAAUUGGAGUCGACCCGACGGGAUAUGAGAAGGAUAGCCGAGGUUGUUGAGGGGAUAGCUGAGAGCCUGAGGGGAAGAGACCACCGCGGGGGCGCCGUCCAUACUGACGAUCCUAUCAACGUCGAGGAUGCCAUAUUCCAGCAGCGAGUGGGAUACCUUCCCUAUGGAAGGUUUGACGACCCGGCUUCCCAGCGCUACUCUUUCUAA